Messenger RNA from Trachymyrmex septentrionalis, 3714 nucleotides. RefSeq lists its product as uncharacterized. The transcript is spliced from 3 exons. NCBI's taxonomy places the organism in Eukaryota, Metazoa, Arthropoda, Insecta, Hymenoptera, Formicidae. The record is from RefSeq and is a predicted model, not a curated record. The coding region runs from base 55 to 3303 and encodes 1082 amino acids.
AUUGUUGUCGGAGCGAAGUCUGCGUCGUCUCGCGAGUGAGUUACGGCACCGGCAAUGUCAUCGCGGAUCGCGAUACGAGAGAUCGGGUUUACUUUGAUCCUACUGGUCGUGUUAUCAGCGCAGGCGGUGGACUAUGAAUUCCACAGACACGACGAGAUAUCAGUGAUUUCGAACGACAACAUAAUCUUGACGAGCCGCGACUUUCUCGAGCAGCUGAAUUUCGUGGCGACAAAAGAGAGUUACAGAUUGCAAGAAGCCACGGAGCACUUGCUGUAUUUCGGUGCACUCCUGCGAGCGCGAAUAGUCGACACCUUCGGCAGCCUCCUGUACGAUUAUUAUGAUGACUUCAGUGUUGCAGAAGUGGAUGCGUUGCACAAGAUAUAUUGGAAGAUCUUCAAGCGGCAGUACGACGUGUUCGACCUAAUCCCCAGUGUUCUGAGGAACCAGGAUACGAGACCGUCCAGGAUCUGUACCGAGAUCUACAAACACGCUAGGGAAUCCUGUCUGAGGAGUAGCACCAGCAUCUGCCGCGGAAUCAGAAAGCAGCACGAUCUUCCGCAUCCCGAUGAUCACAAUACAGCCGCGUUGAAUAUCACGUACCACGUGUAUCAUUCGUCCAAGAUAUCGCAGCAAUAUCCCAGAGGUUUCUCUCUGGCGACAUUGCUGAGACUCCUGCAGCGAGAAGUGCUGGUAAUCACGCCCAAUCUACUCUCUGGACUUUUAUAUAAUGCGAGAUACGAUAACUACGACGACGAUGUUCGCCUCGCCGAGAGGGAAGUUAUACGACACUUUCGUGAAAUCUCGGGGACCACCGUCGAAAUUUCAGUGUCGACGGUGGAGCUGAGGAAGUUCCGUACUAUGAAUUUUUUCCUUAAGUACUACGUCGGUAUAUACGCCGAGAAAUCCUCGGACAACGAUCUGAAAAAGUACGCGCUCCUGAUUGCGAGAAGAAUCGCCGACGACGUUGGCACGAUCGACGAGAAUAUCCACUUGCUCGGUAACGUCUACGAGAACCAGGCGAUUCACGUUCAAUACCUCUUCGAUCUCGUGCUGCCUGAUGAUCUAAUUGAGAAAGACGUCAUCGAGGCUAAGAGAUACCUAGUGAUAAAAUUAAACAAAUUCAACGUGGUGGAAAAGUAUCUCAAAGUGCAAAAAUAUCAGCAGGCCACUCCCGCUCAGCUGAUGAUGGAGAUCACCGGGCAGCUGAUUGACAUCGACUUUGCCAAAAACAUCGCGACGUCUCUGCGGAUGUACGCGAAAUUCUGGCACAAGAGCCGUAUGAUCGAAAGCCUCGACGAGCUGCUGGAACUGUUCGAUGCCUAUGAGAACUUGCGACGAGUGCCGAGCUACCUCUACAUGAUGGAGAAGAUCGAUGAAAUCAAGAAGAGUUUGCAGGACGUGAAGGACGUCCCCAUUGAGAUUCUCUGUAAUGUUCCGCGAACUUGCCUGCGAAUAGGUCUAAAACUGAUUUUACGUUGUAAAUGGAUAAAUUCUCUAAUCAAAGAUACCAUCAAAGACUUUCUGGAGAUGAGCGAGGAGUGCGUGGACAUUCCGGAUUCAAGACGCUCGGUAGAGAUCCCGUUUAAAGUAUCAAAGAAACGUUUUAACACAACAUUGCUAACUACAGGCCUAACAGACGAAAAACAGACUACGAUUCAACGCAAUACAAUCUAUCGUAAAUUCAAAACGAUUACAAUGCCUAUUGAAACUACCUACACUACAAAAGAUUCAAAAAGGUCCAAGGAUGAACCUGAGAAAACUUCGACUACGCCGAUGACAACUAUGUUAACGUCUACCUAUGUGACCGAUCACACGGUGCCAAUUUCAACUAUGCCCACAACCACUACGACAGCUGCGACAACUACACCAUUACCUACAACAAUUACGACGUUACCUACGACUUUGCCUGUUAUAGAAUUACUUACGACUCCCACAGAAGAGACGUUGUUGCCAACAACAACUACAACAUUAUCUACAACUACGACAAUGUUGCCAACAACUACAACAUUGCCUACGACUACCACAACAUUGCCUACGACUACCACAACAGUGCCUACGACUACCACAGAAGUGCCUACGACUACCACAGAAGUGCCUACGACUACCACAGAAGUGCCUGCGACUACCACAACGUUGCCCACAACGUUGCCCACAACGAUCAGUACAACUACUCCUACAACUGUGCCCACAACGAUCAGUACAACAUUGCCUACAACAACUCCCACAACGACGACCAUGACGACAACCACGAUAUCACCUACGGAGAUACCGAUCGUGGAUGCCAAGGUGGUAAUAGAACUGAAUCGUUCGAAGAUCGUAACAAAGAUUUUCACACCACACAUUGAUUUCGGAAUUUCGACGAAGACCUUGAUAAUACCAACCGCAACACCUGUCCCCGCCUGCGAGUCGGCUGAAUGCAUUACUGAACAAAGUACUCUGCUCUCGAUGACGCCGACGAUGCAGACUUCCACUCUUGAUACUACUGAGCCAUCGUAUCACUCAGACUCUACAGUUUCAACAACAGAAUUGAUUGAAACGCCGACUACGAAAGGUUGCGCGCAGAUCUGCUUAGAAAAAUACGAAUUCGAAACAUCGGUGAGGUCCUGUGAAACAAGCUGCGACUCCGUGACGGAAGGCUGCAACGAGGAUAAUCCUCCGGCGACGAGCUUUCAGGAAUGUGACAAGAGUUGCGAGUGCGUUACCAAAGAGAAGAGCGGCGAGUGCAUGACCUUAUGUCCUCCGGAGAGCUCAUCCUGCGAGAGUGGCGACUGCGUGAUAGCUAAAGGGCCGCCGUUAGAUACAAUUAAAAUAAAACUUGAACGUCCGCGAAUACGCGGCAUGUGCGAGAUCCCGAAUCUCCAUCAUCGUCGUCAGUUGAGACGGUUGGCGAAGAUGCGGGCGAUCAGCGCCAGCGCAAUCGCGACGUCACACGAUGUCUCCAGGGCGAGGAUGUCGCAUCGUCGAGACCAAAUUGCGACGAAGAAGCGGUACAAAAUGAUAGACACCGAAAUACCUUAUUCCAAAAGCAAGAAGGUGGCGGAAUACUUGCAGCAAAAAUCUCUUCGUGGCAGGCUGAGCGGGAACGACAGGGAACAAAGGCGUCGCAAGGAACGGGAGCAAAUCUACAGGUUGAAGAAGCGGCUGAAGAAACUCAGCGGGAGACUGGCCCGUAAAACAGCGAUGCAUCAUACGAGAGGGAUCGUAGAUCCAUUUCGCCAUAGUCAGAUUAAAAGGAUAUCCGAGAGAGGCGUGAAAGGCGUUAAUCGACGCGUAAAAGGCCGAGACGAGAUCGGAGUUUAUUGAUUUAAAAUUACGUCGUUUUAGCAAAUAAUGUUAUUAUAGCUGUUAUGUAAUUAUAUGGCCGUCGCUUCACGUGCUCCGUUUAGCGUACUUUCCGUCCAUUUAAUCGGGUCAGAGGCAAAAAAUAUCGUGGAACGUAACGGGAGAAGCUAAUUACAAUUAUUGAAGACAAGAACGUUUAUCGAAUUCGGCUGUAAACGAUUACUCGGCCCGGAGAUUUAAUUUAGUAGCUGUCUAUAUUUAAUCGGACCGUCGUGAGACUCAUACGAAUUAUAAAUUAUUCUUUCUCAAAGGCCGUCGUUGACGUCGCAACAUGGAUCAAUUAGAGUCACGUUAAUAAGAUCUCUGGUCAGCGUUUUCCAGCAACAAAUUUAUAUUACAAGCAGCUAAAGUGUUAUUAUUGAACGUUUAAAA